Macroventuria anomochaeta is the source of this 1887-nucleotide messenger RNA. Its product is annotated as FAD dependent oxidoreductase. Bases 487 to 1887 code for a protein of 466 amino acids. Lineage: Eukaryota; Fungi; Ascomycota; Dothideomycetes; Pleosporales; Didymellaceae. Gene Ontology annotation, molecular function: oxidoreductase activity. Gene Ontology annotation, cellular component: cytoplasm. The transcript has a single exon. The record is from RefSeq and is a predicted model, not a curated record.
AAACUCGUCUUCUGUUUCAGUGUGAUGUUGUUUCCGUUGCUAAUGGAGAGGGAAGGUGCGACCCAGCCUCAGCGAUCAGGUCUGGUUCGGAUCAGUUUCACAUCACGCAUGACCUGCUGUCCUACUGGAUCGUACGAAUUGCAAGCACGCGAUGCUGUUAUCAGGUAGUCGCUGCAUGUGACGCUUUGGGAAGGUGCUGUACGGCCGCCUUAAGAUGACGACUUCAGGGUCACUCUCAUGCCGAACGCCGAUCGGACUGUCAGCAACAUUAACAACUCGAGGCCGACCGGUACGGAGACACGAUGUAUAUAGCUCGUGAACACGUAGAAAUCUCACAGACUCGCGGUAUCCAAAAAUCUACUUCUUUCCCACAACUCUACGAUGCUAUACCAGUGGACUUGCCCAAGUUGAUUGAGUUCAAGAAUCAACACCGCAAAAGAUAGCACAAUAGCACACAAUACCUACCCCAAUCCGAUACGAUACGAUAUGACCCGCCAGAUCCUCCCCGUCCCCAACCCGGUCACGAGCUACUGGCUCAGGGAGCCCCACGCCUUCGCUGAUCUUCAGUCCACGCUGUGCUUGCCAGCACACUGCGACAUAGCAGUGAUCGGCGCGGGGUUGGCUGGCGUGCUUUCUGCGUACCAUAUCCUGAAGAAGACGGACAGAGCUGAAGACAGCGGUACCGAGGCUGGCACUCAAGAGGGGGGUGCGGGACCGAGAGUUGUGCUGAUUGAUGCAAGACAACUGUGCAGCGGUGCAACCGGCAGGAACGGAGGACAUGUCAAGGUGCAGGUCAACACCCUUGUCAAUCUGCCAGACUCAGCCACCGAUAGCAGGAACAAGAGGAGCGCGUUCCAGGACUACGUCUCCCGGGUGAUGCUCGAGUUGAAGCACAUCACGGAAGAAGAAGAUCUCGACUGCGAAUUCGAACUCCGCCGGAGUUUCGACGUGUUCACCUCUACCGCAGAUGCUGAAUCCACAUAUCGAAAGUAUGAAGAGGCAAGAAAGAACGGAGAACUCUGGACCCAGAAUGUUAGUUGGAUUGGCGCAGACAGGGCCGAGCAGGUAACGAGUAUCAAAGGCGCGAAAGGUGCGUUCAGUGUACCGGCUGCGAGUUUCUGGCCCUACAAAUUCGUCACUGGGUUGUUGGAGAGAAUGGUAAAGAGAUGGGGUGGGGAAGGGGGAAGACUGAAUGUGCAGAUGUGCACGCCCGUCACCAGCCUCAAUGUUUCUUCUUCUGGCGCCGAGCUGUUGGCUACACACCGCGGCACCAUCACAGCAGCCAAAGUCGUGCUCGCGACGAACGCGUACACAGCCGGUCUCUUACCGGUGUUCAAGGGGAACAUUGUCCCUGUAAGAGGAAUGGCGAGCCAUCACCGUGCAGGAGGAGCGGUGCACCCGCACCUCACCAAUACAUACAAUAUCAAUUUUGGCCCGGACAAGGGCGUCGACUACCUCAAUCCCCGUCCCGACGGCGGCAUCGUCGUUGGUGGAGGAGCGUGGAUGUUUAGGCAGGAUGAGAGAAGUUGGAAGAACAACUUCGACGACGCUCACUUGUUCCCGCCAGACGUCAUGGGUUACUGGCGGGAGUACAUGCAGGACAGAUUCCUUGGAUGGGAGAAUAGUAACAGCAAGAACGAUUCCGCGUGGACGGGUAUCAUGGGGAGGACGAACGAUGGGCAGCCGUUCGUGGGGAGGGUCCCCGGGAGAGAGGGUGUGUGGGCGCUGGUGGGGUUCAAUGGGGGCGGGAUGGCGAUUAUUGCGCUUUGCGCUAGGGUGGUGGGAAGGAUGAUUGUUGAGGGGAAGGGGUUUGAGGAUUUGUGGGAGGAGGAGGGGUUAUUGGAAUGUUUUCGGUGUAGUGAGGAGAGGCUUGGAAGUCCUCAGUAG